UAUAAGCAUAGCUUAUUUACUAUCCAUGUUUAUUAUUCGGCACGUUUACCAAUCGAUAGCCGGGCAUUUGCGGUAUGAUCUCUAUUAUCAGACCAUAAACAGAUGCUGAGCCCUUGGAAAACACCAAAUCUGGGCGAUAACAUUAAUUCUGAUAGGGGCGAUGACGACAAGUGAACGUGGAGCCAAAGUGGUGCUGGUGGACAUCGAGGGUACCACCACCUCGAUCAGCUUCGUUCACGAUGUCCUAUUUCCGUACGCUAAGGAGAAUGUGGAGAAGUUUCUAAGAGAAUCCUGGGAAAGAGAUGAUACCAAGCAAAUUGUCCAGGAUUUGCAACAGGUGCACCAGUUUACGGAUUACAAGGACACAUUGAACACUACUCCUGCGAACGUGGAUGUGGGACUCAUUAGCGGCUUUGUGCGCUACCUAAUCGACCAAGAUCUUAAGGUCACUCCGAUGAAAACGCUCCAGGGACUAAUUUGGGCACAGGGUUAUGCCAAUGGAGAGCUUAAGGGCCAUGUCUAUGAAGAUGUCCCCGCAGCCUUUCAGGCCUGGUGUGCUGCUGGUCUCCGGAUUGCCGUCUACUCCAGCGGCAGCGUGGCUGCCCAGAAGCUGAUCUUUGGGAAUAGUAUUGCUGGGAACCUGCAACCCUACCUCAGUGAUUAUUUUGACACCCAUGUGGGCCACAAACAGGAAAAACAAUCGUACGAAAAUAUAGCCAACAUAUUAACUGAGAAACCGGAGCAAAUAGUCUUUCUCACGGAUAUUCCAGGAGAAGCAGCAGCGGCUCGCUCUGCUGGAUUGCAAGCCAUUAUCCUUCAGCGUCCUGGAAACGCCGCCUUGACAGAUGAUCAAAAGUGCAGCUUCGAUCUGAUUACGGACUUCAAACCACUUCAAAGCCUUAAACUUCCGGAAAAUAAACACGUGGCAUAGGUCAAUCCAAAAAUGUA
Drosophila rhopaloa is the source of this 948-nucleotide messenger RNA. It is a transcript of the gene Enoph, whose product is annotated as enolase-phosphatase E1. The transcript is spliced from 3 exons. The record is from RefSeq and is a predicted model, not a curated record. Lineage: Eukaryota; Metazoa; Arthropoda; Insecta; Diptera; Drosophilidae. Gene Ontology annotation, molecular function: acireductone synthase activity; magnesium ion binding. The coding region runs from base 161 to 931 and encodes 256 amino acids.